AUGGCAUCUAGCGCUCUUGGCGGCACAGCGAACAGCAACCAAUGGAGCAUCACCCAGCAUCCUCUGGAAGCUAUCAAAACGGGAAUUCAGAGUUCCACUAUGGGAGAAUCGCGUAGUAACCGGGUAACCCAUAUGAUGAGCGCCAAUGAGGGACCCGCGGAUAUCGCAGCAAAGAUAUCAGGUUGCGUUGUAGGCGGAAUUCGUACCGAUGACGCCUCCUAUUUCACUAACAACGAGGCAAUUCCGUUCCUAGAUGCGUGCCAUAGUAAGACCGUUGGUGGUAUUCCCGUGGCUAGCGACGUGUUUCUUUUUCAGAAGCAACAGACUUUCAACCGUUUAAAGAACUUAGAGUAUGGUGCAUCCUUGCGAAAGCGGCGCAUUUGGAUUUUUCGAAUGUACCAAAAACGUAUCGAAUCUGACGGAAACUAUGAUAUCGUGGGACUCAACUGGCCGGUCUUCUUCUGUCGCGACCCCAUUCAAGAUCCGGACGUAAUCCGUUCGCAGUUUCGCGAUCCCAAAAACUUCCUUCUCGACCAGGAUGCCACAUUUGAUCUGCUUGCUAAUACCCCCGAAUCAAACCAUGCGGGCUUAAUGUUCUUCAGCGACCACGGAACUCCCGUCGGAUGGAGAUUCAACCAUGGCUACGGAUGUCAUACUUUCAAGUGGAUUAACCAAAAGGGUCAGUUUGUGUAUAUCAAGUAUCAUUUUAUCGCCAAACAUGGGCAGAAGUAG
Daldinia childiae is the source of this 732-nucleotide messenger RNA. Its product is annotated as Catalase. Gene Ontology annotation, molecular function: catalase activity; heme binding. Bases 1 to 732 code for a protein of 243 amino acids. NCBI's taxonomy places the organism in Eukaryota, Fungi, Ascomycota, Sordariomycetes, Xylariales, Hypoxylaceae. The record is from RefSeq and is a predicted model, not a curated record. Gene Ontology annotation, biological process: response to hydrogen peroxide; hydrogen peroxide catabolic process. The transcript has 5 exons. Gene Ontology annotation, cellular component: cytoplasm; peroxisome; mitochondrion.